UUUUUUGGACCCAGCAAAUCCCCAUUUACUUUAUCAGCCCUACACCCUCCCCCUAAACCCCUCUAUUUAUUCCCCCUUCUUCCUCUCCCAUUUUCCUCAACUCAACCCAACACAACUCAACUCCCCUCUUUCUCUCUCUUCCUCUGUUCACAAAUGAAAAUGGCAGCCGGUAAAAUUCUCUUAGUCGGCAUUCUGACAUUGUUGACAGUCGCUGACGCUUAUGGUCAUGGUGGAGGAGGAGGAGGCUGGAUCAACGCUCACGCCACUUUCUACGGUGGCGGUGACGCUUCUGGCACCAUGGGAGGAGCGUGCGGUUAUGGAAAUUUAUACAGCCAAGGGUACGGAACUAACACGGCAGCACUAAGCACAGCAUUAUUCAACAAUGGGUUAGCUUGUGGGUCGUGUUAUGCAAUUAGAUGUGUUAAUGACCCCAAAUGGUGUCUUCGAGGCACAAUUGUGGUCACUGCUACUAAUUUCUGUCCACCUGGCGGGUGGUGCGACCCUCCUAACCACCACUUUGAUCUCUCUCAGCCUAUUUUCCAGCACAUUGCUCAGUACAGAGCUGGUAUCGUCCCCGUCGCUUACCGGAGGGUGCCUUGCAGGAGAAGCGGUGGGAUAAGGUUCACAAUCAAUGGUCACUCAUACUUCAACUUGGUGUUAGUGACCAACGUUGGUGGUGCAGGAGACGUCCAUUCAGUUGCAGUUAAAGGGUCAAGGACACGUUGGCAGGCAAUGUCAAGGAACUGGGGGCAAAAUUGGCAAAGCAACAAUUACCUCAACGGGCAGUCUCUCUCCUUUAGGGUCGUUACUAGUGACGGCCGUAGCGUUGUGUCCUUUAACGUUGCCCCGGCCCAUUGGUCUUUCGGGCAGACCUACUCGGGUGCCCAAUUCCGCUGAGGCCCGAAAAAGAGAAUCCUGAAUUGACGGUCGUGCCCUUUUGUUUAAGGCUCUAGUAAUGUUAAAUUAGUAUAUAUACGUACACGUACUCUAUAGUUUUAGGGUUUGUUUACUUAGGCCAGUAUUUUAAUUGGCCAAGGUUUACCACAUUACUUUUUCUUGGGGUUUAAAAUUGUAAAGACAGCUUAUUUUACGAGGCGUCUUUCCAAAACUACCCCUGUUACUAUAUUAGGUUACCCUUUAGUUGAAAACUUGAGAGUGACCUUUGUAAGUUGUAACUGUUUUAAGCAGCAGCUUGGCAGAGGUGAAUUUUACCACCCGCCUUUAGUAACUUAGCAUAUUUUGGUUUUUUUUUUAGUAUGCUAUUUGAAGCAAUUAGGUAAUAUUGGCAUUUAAGUUUGGAAUUUCAGAUUGUGUAUGAGGUGUGCUUAUUGGAGUUUUAAUAUUAAGCAAUUAUUCAA
This is a messenger RNA of Spinacia oleracea (spinach), 1358 nucleotides long. RefSeq names its product expansin-A10. Gene Ontology annotation, biological process: plant-type cell wall organization. The transcript has 4 exons. NCBI's taxonomy places the organism in Eukaryota, Viridiplantae, Streptophyta, Magnoliopsida, Caryophyllales, Amaranthaceae. Gene Ontology annotation, cellular component: extracellular region. The coding region runs from base 154 to 897 and encodes 247 amino acids. The record is from RefSeq and is a predicted model, not a curated record.